AUGCACACUGCUUCUACAAACAUUUGUGAAAGAAUGGGUCGCUCUCAGGAGCUCAGUAAAUCCAAGCAUGGUACCAUCAUAGGUUGCCACCUGUGCAAUAAGUCCAUCCAUGAAAUUUGCUUGCUAGUAAAUAUUCCACGGUCAACUGUUAGUGGUAUUAUAACAAAGUGGAAGCCACUGGGAACAACAGCAACUCAGCCACCAAAUGGUAAGCCACGUAAAAUAACAGAGUUGGGUCAGCACAUGCUGAAGCGCAGUGUGCAGAAGUCGCCAACUUACUGUAGACCUCCAAACUUUGUUUCCAGUGAAGGGAACUUUUAAGGCGUCAGCAUACCAAGACAGAGCAGAGACUGUGAGCCAGGCCUUCUCAUUCGACAUCAGUGCCUGACCU
Molecule: messenger RNA, 391 nt
Organism: Staurois parvus
Lineage: Eukaryota; Metazoa; Chordata; Amphibia; Anura; Ranidae
Source: the annotation of a GenBank genome assembly